UGCAUUCUGUCCUCAGGCUGCACCCCAACAAAAUGUGGCAGAGCCAUUUCAGACAAUGUUGUGAUUUUGGAGGGGGCACAAAGACUUGCUGAACUGGGGUUAUCACUUGCUGGCUCAGAUGGUGGUGAGACCUAUGGAUCCUUUGAUUACACAUCAUUACUCUACCUCUCUGAUUAUGGUGUGGACUUUGGUGGUGGACGGUUUGUCUUCAUGGAUCCCAAUAACAACAGAACAGUGGAGGCACAUGCUUUGAGCACGGGGAGAGCGGCAUAAAAGAGCCACACCGCCAGCAGACCAGGGAGAGAGAGAGCCUGGGUCCAGAAAGUGAUUGUUGUGAAGCUGAA
This is a messenger RNA of Myxocyprinus asiaticus (Chinese sucker), 344 nucleotides long. Its product is annotated as 2-oxoglutarate and iron-dependent oxygenase domain-containing protein 3-like. NCBI's taxonomy places the organism in Eukaryota, Metazoa, Chordata, Actinopteri, Cypriniformes, Catostomidae. The annotation marks the transcript as partial. The record is from RefSeq and is a predicted model, not a curated record. Gene Ontology annotation, cellular component: membrane. The transcript has 4 exons.